Molecule: messenger RNA, 735 nt
Organism: Candidozyma duobushaemuli
Lineage: Eukaryota; Fungi; Ascomycota; Pichiomycetes; Serinales; Metschnikowiaceae
Exons: 1
Coding region: 1-735 (244 amino acids)
Cellular component (GO): mitochondrion
Source: RefSeq, a predicted model, not a curated record
AUGGCAUCACUACGGAAGCAUGUAAGUCGACAUGCCCAGCAAAGAUAUAGAUCUUGUGUACGAGAUAUCCAAACAUCCAAGGACUAUCUCGAAUAUGUCCGGAUCAAUGACAAAGAUGUCACCACUACGAUCUUCAGAGGCACACUCUAUGAGCUUUAUGCAAAAGAGUUUCUAGAGAAGAGGCUAAACUGCUAUGAUAUGACGAGAGUGGGAGGAGCAGGGGAUAAUGGUGUGGAUGUUUUCGGCAAGUGGAAUCUUAAUACUUAUUGGAAGGCACUCUCCGAUGUUCAGAAGUUGAAAAAGUAUCCUCGUACAUCCAUUCUAACCGCGUCGAAACAAUAUAACGACGCGAUUGACAGCGAAGCAACACGAAUUAUUGAUCUAGAGAGUCUGAUCCAAGUAUUUGUGCAAUGCAAAAAUUACAAGAAACGUAUACAACCUGCCACGAUCCGGGAGAUUGCAGGAGUAUAUGACUUUCAUGCGAAGACAGCAUUGGACCGCAUGAAGUCCUUCUUCUUUCUACUACUGCCAUUUCCAUUGACAAAGCAAGCACACCGUCAAUUUGAUACAAGUCCCGUACCACUAUUGCAUUUGAAAAUUCCAUCUUCACCAGUGGAAUACGUCGACGAGGACGAUGAAAGUGUGGACAGCUUUGGUGAACCAGCUCCGAUUUACAUUAACCAAAAAGCCCGCAAACUUCUACGAGGCCUUGAGGCCGAAAUCAUCAAAUUUUAG